This is a messenger RNA of Orbilia oligospora ATCC 24927, 999 nucleotides long. RefSeq lists its product as uncharacterized. Gene Ontology annotation, molecular function: RNA binding. The record is from RefSeq and is a predicted model, not a curated record. Gene Ontology annotation, biological process: mRNA splicing, via spliceosome. The transcript has a single exon. Gene Ontology annotation, cellular component: U2-type spliceosomal complex; RES complex. The coding region runs from base 1 to 999 and encodes 332 amino acids. NCBI's taxonomy places the organism in Eukaryota, Fungi, Ascomycota, Orbiliomycetes, Orbiliales, Orbiliaceae.
AUGUCCUCUUCACUUGCCGACUAUCUAAACGCUAAAUACCUGACCAAAGACGAAUCAUUCGAUAAAAAGGCUAAGAAGCGGAAGAGAAAAGAAGAUAAGGCAAAGGGUCGACAGGUCACGCUCGUAGACGAGGAUGCCACAGGAUGGGAGAAGAACGGUCAAGACGACGAUGACGACGAGGACCGGCCGGUCACCGUGAACGAUCGCUCAACCGCUGAAUUCCGAAAAACGAAGAAAUCUGGCUGGAACACUAUUUCCGGACCGGCAAAGGAUGCGGAAACCGCUGCAGCGGACGCGAUCAUCGCGUCAACAGCUGCUGACAUUGCUGCCUCCGAGGCCGCCCUUCUUGAAUCCGAGGCACCAGUUGUUGUUGCUACAAACCCAGAAGAUGAAGCUUUAGUGAUGGAAUCCGGUGCUCGUGCCGGCUUACAGUCUGCCGCGCAGGUCACAGCUGCAAUGAAGAAAAAGCGAGAAAAGGAGCUUGAAGAAUUUAAAAAGGUCAAUGCAGAGGAAGCAGGCAAAGGCAAAGAUACAAUAUAUCGUGAUGCAUCUGGAAGGAUCAUCAAUAUCGCUAUGCAGCGUGCGGAGGCUCGUAGAAAACUCGAAGAAGAAGAGGCAAAGAAGCGCCAACAGAAAGAAAUGAAUAAAGGUGUAGUGCAGCUCGCCGAAGCUGACAAACGGAAGAAACAGCUUGAUGACGCUAAGCUCAUGAAAUUGGCGAGACACGCCGAUGAUGAAGAUAUGAAUAAGGAAUUGAAAGAGAAAGAAAUGUGGAACGACCCAGCUGCACCGUUUUUAAGGAAGAAGGUAGCUGGUCAAUCGAAAAGUGGCCUUCCAUUAUACAAAGGGGCUUUCGCACCAAACAGAUACGGGAUUCGGCCCGGCCAUAGAUGGGACGGGGUGGACCGAGGGAAUGGCACUGAGGCGUUGUUCUUCCGUAAAAACAAUGAACGGAAGGACAGGGUACAGCAAGAGUAUGCCUGGGAGAUGGAUGUUUAG